UUCACAGUAUGUCAGUACAAAAACUGAUUAGAUCGAAGGUCCAAUAAUAAACAUAGUUGAAACGCAACUGAAUUGGCAGAUAUGUAUGAUCAUCUCUUAAAGUGUCUGGGUUUAUGUUUAUAUAUUUGGCCUAAUUGACUUUUGGGCACAAGGUGGUGCCAGUGAUCCACUUGGGGAUAGUAUACAUAAGGGAUUCUGUAAUGUCAAAUAAACCUUAGUAGAUGUAUAUGUGCCAAAUCCAUAUAAUAAUUUGACAUACUUUUUUUCACCGAUGAUCUUAUCUUCAGAAGUCAGAAAGCUGCAUAGGUUUCUCAAAAUAUGUUAUAAACUACGUUAACACUUCAGAUCGCGUUGAGUUGAUGUAAACCGUGACCAACACAAGUGUCACUUCCGAAAAUCGGCCAGUCAGUUUAAUACUUAAUCUUGAAUUAUUUCAAUAUUAGCUUUGUAAGUGUACUGAAUGAUUUAUUAGGUGUGGCCAGCGAUUCAUAAAGGGGAAGUGUGUGUGCGCGCGCGCGUCUGUGUCAGUCUAUAUUACUGCACGGGAUCUCUGUGCCAGGCGACGCGCCGCUCGUCCUCAGCACUCACAUUUCAGUCCAGUUCUCGGGCGGUGCUGGAAGCACCAACUUUUGAUCCUCUCAUCUAUCGGACUAUACUCGAAACAAAUAUGUUACGAGUUGGGAUCAUUCGCUUUCAUUGUCUCGUAUUGGUGUGCAGUGGCGCCUUUGUGGACAGGUAUGAAAGUGCCAAACCCAGUACAACAGUGGUCAACUUGAUUCACACUCUGGAGGAGACACGCACAACAGAACAUCUGCUGGCCGAGACAGUACAUGUGGAUGAUAAUGAAUAUGAUGAAGACUUUAUCUCUGGGGAUUAUGAACUUUACCAGCCAAGAGUGGCUUUUUCCACAAAACCCAAACAUCCGUCUUUGAUGCCCACUACUGAAAACAAGAGAAAAGGCAGAAGGAAGGGCAAAGGAAAAGGCAAAGGCAGGAAGAAGAACCCCUGCCUGAGGGAAUACAAAGAUUUCUGCAUUCAUGGAGUGUGUCAUUAUCUGAAGGAGUUACAGUCUCAUACUUGUGUAUGUGAAGCAGGUUUCUCAGGGGAGAGGUGUCACCUGUUCACAUUAGCAGUAGCUAAAGUGGAACAGCGUUACAACCGGACCACAGCUUUAGCUGUAAUGGCAGUGGUCUUGUCUCUUAUGUGUCUCACUAUCAUUGGUAUUCUCCUGGCACUAAGGUACCACAAAAAAAAUGAUGAUGAUGUUGAAAGUGAAGAAAAGGUCAAACUUGAGACAACCUCAGUAAAGUAGUCAUAAGGGAUAGAAGAAGGCUGAAACACCAAAUGAAGAUGACAUGACAGGAGUCUGAUAAUGUCUGUCAGGGUGUCUUCAUCCCAAAGGUUACACCCAAAAGGAAGUUGUAUUCCCUCUAUGAUGGCUACCAACACUGGAAGAAUAUGCAGAGCAAGGACUUUCUCCGCAACAUAUUGAAGGGGGUGUUUAUGUAUUUAAAGGAACUGAAGUACAGAACAUGAUGAAUGUAAUGUCCCCCUUUUGCAUCAAGUUAUUAUUUUCUUAUUUAUUUGAAAAAGUGUUUCUUGUAACUUGUAAAAAAAAACUUGUAAUUAUUUAUUUAUGUAUAGUUAUUUAUUGUGAAAUGUAACAAUUUUUUAAACUUUUUUAUGUUUUUAAUAUAUGAAUAUUUAUUAUUGAUGAAUACAAUCAAAUGACUUUUCUAAUAUUGUACAUUCUCUUUAAAAUCAGAUACUGCAUAGAAGACCCUCAGAUUAUUUUUAUAUAACCAUAUAUCUAUACUGUGAAAAUAAAAACAGGUGCUUUAAAAAAUACAAUCACACAAUCAUAGAAAUGACGGUGAAUGUCAGAGUCCCUUGGGUUUGACAUUGUUUGCCUAUAGAGAAUUGAAGCAGACGUCACGCCCUAUUUUGCAUGUUACAGUGGCACCGCCAUCUUGGGAGGAACAUACUCAGCUGCUAUCAUUGUUUUGAUAUGUGGAAAAUAUUCGAAAAAUCGAAAAAUGAAAGACUACGUAAUGCUAUCGGAGUUUUAACACAGCAAGACCGACCUACAAUAGCUAUGCUUCCUAAUCAAAAAAAGAAAAACCGAAAACUCCAUUGAAUACACUAGCAGCGAUCCUACCAAGAUGGCGCAAAAUUCAAUGCGGCGUGACGUCGAUCAACAAGCUCUGUUGGGUCUUUUUAUGUAUUAAUGAGAAAGUGUAGCUUAAAUUAAGUGAAAUAAAUAAAAAAGUUAAUAUAUUUGUCAAUGUAUUUCUGAUCUACAAUGUUUACUAUAAAUGAGACAAUUGAAAAGACUUAUAACAAAGCAACUGUAAUUUUUGAAACAAUGCUAUAUUUCAGUAGUGUUUAGUGUUAUUGGGCAUUGGAGAGAGAGGUAUGAAAGUAUGUUUGUCACACGAAUCUGCUAGUAGGCCUAUACUGAAAAGGCUUUUUUAGGGCAAUAGGGAUACCAAUGUUACUCUUAAAGUUCAUAAGUAUCUUAAAGUUUCUUUAUAUUGUUAUUUAUUUUGUAAAUAGGAAAAAAUCUCACAACUAUACACAGGACAAUAAUUACAAACACUUUCAAAUGUUUGCUUAUAUUGCUCUGAUGAAGAAAUAUCUCAUAUGUUGUACAAAAUGUUAAUACUUUUUAAUAAAUUGUUAAUAAACUGCAGUAGCCCGUUAAAGAGAAA
Messenger RNA from Triplophysa dalaica, 2711 nucleotides. RefSeq names its product heparin-binding EGF-like growth factor b (gene hbegfb). The transcript is spliced from 6 exons. Gene Ontology annotation, biological process: positive regulation of mitotic nuclear division; epidermal growth factor receptor signaling pathway; positive regulation of cell population proliferation. The coding region runs from base 668 to 1312 and encodes 214 amino acids. NCBI's taxonomy places the organism in Eukaryota, Metazoa, Chordata, Actinopteri, Cypriniformes, Nemacheilidae. The record is from RefSeq and is a predicted model, not a curated record.